AUUUUGAUAGUACAUUUUGUCAUUUGUAUUACUUUAUUAUGGAACAAGGAGGAGUCAGUGAACGCCUGUUUAAUAAAGAAAUCAUCCCUUCAAUCAGAAAACGUUCUUGGCAGUUACCUUACUCAAUGGGUAACUGGACUUAGCUUAAUGACAACAUUUUUGUGUUGCGAAAUGCUUGCUUUUGUAUUUGGAUUAACAAUGUUUAACAGCAAUUCUGCUUUAUGUUCUAUUACAGGACAUGUUUUGUCUUGCUUAUUUUUAACAGGAAUAAUGCUAAAUGGUUGGCAAUGUGGUUUGUUUUGGUGGAUAUUUUGUCUCGGAAGUGCCUUGCCGUUUACUUAUGAUGCGAUUUUUGUGAUUAAAAUAGUGAUCGCAAGAAAAUAUUGAUAACCGUGCAUAUCAAAUGUAGAUAGUUCAGUUUUCAAGAAAUUCUAAAAGGUGUGAUCAAAAAUAUUAUUAAAAAUAAAGUGAAAAGGUAACAAAAAUUUAAAUUAAUCUCCUUCAAAGUACCGCUAUUGGCAAGCAUUUCUGGAAAGAUUCUUUGGGUUUGUAAUGACCUCAAUAACAAGAACGUUGUCAAAAGUUGUUGAAAGAGUCAGAAGUUUUAUGAUCUAAAUCUGGCGAUUAAAACAAAUGUGGAUAGACAACAAAUCCCGAAAAAAAUUCCGUAUGCUUUCUUGUUUUUAAUGAAAAUACAUGAAUUAAAAAUCAGUAGUAAUAACCCAAGGACAUUGAUAAUUGUUCGAGAACAUUUUUUAACAGAUUUCGAAAAGUUGUCUACGGCGGGGUCUGUCUAUAAGCAACAAGCUUGACAAAGUUGUGCAGUUCCUAGGACCACUCCGGGCUGUGGGGCAAGUUCAGUUGCGGGCCUACGGACCGCACCGGGGCUCAACGUAUCAAAAGAAUUUUUUUCGCAAUUAAUUUUUUUAAAUCGGGCAUGGUAUUUUAAUAAAAUUAAUUGUAUUGAGUAUACGAUGACAAUGUUUAUAUCUUUAUUUUUGUUGUCGCUAUUACAAUCAAAUGAUGGGAGUGUAUGAAAUAUAUUUAUUAAAAUAUUUGUAAGGAAUAUAAAGUCCGAACAGUAUUUUUUGAUCGCACCUCGCAAUACUAUUUUCCAAUCCGGUUCUGAAUAAUAUUUUUUACUCAAUGAUCAUUCUAACAAGACAUAUGAAACAUAAUUUGAGUGUGAUAAUUUUAUUUAACAAUUAAAGGUUAUCGGAGGCAAAUAAUAACAAAAUUUUAAACUAACGUGGCCAGUUAGCGCUAAUAAAAUUUGCGUUUUCGGAAAUAUAUAAGUGGUUGUAGUAUUUACUGUAAAAAUCAUGAUACAGAAGGAUAUCUCUAUCGAACGCCCAGGAUGGUCGAAACUUUUGAUACUAGCUGGGGCUUCAACCACCAUAGGAUUAUCCCAAACUGUAGGUUAUAACCUUGGAGUGGUUAAUACACCCGCAGAGGUUAUAAAAAAAUUCUGCAAUGACACUAUUUUCAAUCGUUACGGACAAUAUCCAGGAAAAUAUCAACUUGAUUUAAUAUGGUCAUUUAUUGUAUCAAUGUUUCUGGUUGGAGGUGCUGUUGGUUCCUUGGGUGGUUCCUAUCUUGCUGACAAAAUUGGACGCAAAGGUGUUCUUAUACUUUGUACAGUAUUUCAAAUUUUGUCAGCGAUACUUUUUUUGGUAUCUAAACCUAGCGGCUUAAUGGAAUUAUUAUUUGUCGGAAGACUGCUUUCAGGAUUCGCUUCAGGUCUUACAACUACUGUUGUUCCUAUGUAUUUGAUUGAAUUGGCCCCAUUGCACCUUCGCGGAGCAAUAGGAGUAUUAUGCCCUCUUGGAUUGACAAUAGGAGUAUUAGCAGGACAAAUUUUAUCGAUGCAUAACAUUUUAGGUAAUACCAAUUAUUGGCCUCACUGUUUGGCCGUCUACGCUGUGCCUGUCAUUUUAACUGCCUUAAUAUUGCCUAUAUUACCAGAGAGUCCUAAGUAUUUGUUUGUAAUAAAAAAGCAACAUCAUCUAGCGUUCCAACAAUUAAAGAGAAUAAGAAAGACAGGAGAGAAUUCUAUUAGGUUAGAAAUAGAGGAAUUGAAAAAAGAACAAGUAAACAACGAAAAAUCUACUGCAGAUAAUUGGAAUUUACGAAGAGUUCUUACUGAUCGUAGCCUUUUGUUACCUCUUUUAUUAGUGUGUAGUUUACAAGGUGGACAACAACUUAGCGGAAUAAAUGCGGUAUUUUUUUAUUCAAACAGAAUUUUCAUAGCUGCAGGAUUAUCGGUCGAAGAACGAGAAAUGGCAACAAUCGGUACAGGCAUAUGUAACUGUUUAAUGGCAAUAUUGUCGAUUUGGACGAUGUCUCGUUUUACUAGGAGAUUAUGUAUACAAGUUAGUCUUUUAACAUCGGCGGUUUGCCUUAUUACACUGGGCGUUUCUAUUAUGUAUAUUGAAUUAUACCCAUGGGUGGCUUUUUUAAGUAUUGUGGGCGUUCUGGGAUUUGUAUUAUGCUAUGGAAUUGGAUUGGGUCCUAUUCCAUACUUUGUCGGUUCUGAAUUGUUUGAAGUUGGACCCAGACCUACCGCCAUGGCUUUGGGAAGUAUGUGUAAUUGGGGUGGAAAUUUAAUCGUUGGAUUAACAUUUCCUACUUUGCAAUUAACUAUAGGAUCAGCGUCGUUUUUCAUUUUUGCCGCCGUAGUUUUAGGAUUGUUUGUAUUUUUAAGAGCUUACCUUCCCGAAACAAAAGGUAAAGAUAUCUCCGAAAUUGUCCAAUUAUGUAGCCCCGGCUUAGCAUUGUCAACGUUAGAAGCUAACGCCGAAGAGUCUUCUCAGGAAAUUGAAAAAUUGAAUAAAGUUGAUGCUUGAUCAGCUUACGUCUGUUUAUAAGUGUACUUAAUAUUUGUGCUUCCAUUUUAACAUAGUAUCGGUAAUGAAAUGUCGGAUAACUAUUAUGAGAAGUGCCUACAUUUUGUAAAUUCAAAUUCAAUUCAAUUAAUGAAUAGUUGAACGAUAAGUGACAUUUACUUUAAAACAUAACGUUAAAUAAAACCUAUGAAACCAUAGGUUUUCAUGAAAGCAAUAUAUGUUUUUGAGAUUUUCAAAUUUCAGACAUCUCCAUUGGUAUCUAAUCCGGCAAUAAUUGUUUUCCUACCUAUAUAUACGGUUGUUACUAAUAUUGUUGAGUGUUCAGGGAGGGUUUUUUUAGGAUUUUUUAGGAUUAAAAAAAUUUAUUAAAAAUGUACUGCCAAAGAA
Diorhabda sublineata is the source of this 3233-nucleotide messenger RNA. RefSeq names its product solute carrier family 2, facilitated glucose transporter member 1-like. Gene Ontology annotation, biological process: monosaccharide transmembrane transport. Gene Ontology annotation, molecular function: hexose transmembrane transporter activity. Lineage: Eukaryota; Metazoa; Arthropoda; Insecta; Coleoptera; Chrysomelidae. Bases 1323 to 2846 code for a protein of 507 amino acids. The record is from RefSeq and is a predicted model, not a curated record. The transcript is spliced from 11 exons. Gene Ontology annotation, cellular component: membrane.